AUGACACCAGAUUCGCCCAACACAUCGAGGCCAGCGAAGCCGCCCGCGACGGAGCCCCGGGAGCGGAGGACGCUGCGCUCCGCCGUCCCGGAGCUGGACGGCGCCGACGCCACCAGCCUCCUCGUGCGCGAGUGCAUCAAGACCUACAACUCGGACUGGCACGUCAUCAAGUACAAGUACGAGCCCUACUCGGGGGACGUGCAUCGUCUGCCCAGAAAGGACCUGCAGACGGACCGGCUCGUGAGUCACCAGUUCGAGAUCGAUGAGGUCACAGAGAACGACGAGACGUUCAAGCGGAGGUUCUUCCACCUGAGCCAGCAGCCGGACGGGUCGUACGCGCUCAACUUCUACAAGGACGACAAGAACCUGGCCGAGGCCAAGGGCUCCAUCUUCCUGGACGCGUGCCUGGGCGUCGUGCCGGUAGGACCCCCGAGCGAUGCCGAGGUGGACGAGUGGAGGGCCCUGCUCCACAAGGUGCUGCAGGGCCAGUUCGAGGCGGCCAUGCAGGACAACAAGGCCCAGGAGGCGGACAGAAGGAGUCGAGAUGACAGCGAUUGCCCUGAUGCAGCGGAGUCGUGCGAGAGCUCCGAUAUUCAGCUGCAGCUCGUCACGGAUGCCAAGACGCACGAGGAGACGACGAGGGUGAGCAGGAAGGAGGGCCGGCUGAACGUGUUCGUGCUCACCCCCGAGAUGCAGAGGAUGAGCCCCAUGGUGGGCGAGGCGGAGCGGGAAGCGAGGCCGCCGCGGGAGAAGAGAGCGACGCGGCUCCUCGUCUCCUGCCUGGGCUUCAACCUCGCCGUGCAGGCCUGCUUCUCCGACAGCGGAGGCGUCAAGAGCAACGUGGAGCCGUUCUUCAUCACGCUGGCCCUGUACGACCUUCGCACGGCGAGGAAGAUCUCGGCCGACUUCCACGCCGACCUCAACCCCCCGGCCGUGCGUGAGCUGCUGGGCGGCUGCGCGUCGCCCGCGGUGCAGGCCAACGGCGACGUGGCGACGGCCGCCGGCGGCCAAGCCCGGCGGCCCGGGGAGCCUGCCCCGCCUAGCCUGCCCACCGAGGCGCUGCUGUACCCCACUCAGGCCGUGUUCACGGUGUGCGACCCACACCCGGACGUGCUGCUGCUCGUGCGCGUGGAGAAGGUGCUGCAGGGCAGCGUGGCGCAGUGCACCGAGCCUUACCUCCGUGCCGACGACACGGGCAAGGUUGCCCAGAAGUUGGUGAAGCAAAUGCGGCAGUACUGUGGCCGUAUGGGCCAGUAUCACAUGCCGUUCAGCUGGGCGUUCAGGCCUCUCUUCCGCGACGUCAACGGGGCGCUGGACAAGGGCGCCUCCUUCUCCCCGCUCUUCCGCCAGGACGCAGGCAGGACGUCGAGCGACGACUGGCUCCGUGCGCUCGUCGACGUGCACAAGUCAGAAAAAAUGUCGAAACUUCAAACGAUUCCAGGCAGCAUCAAAAUUACUGUGGAGACUCUGCCGGCAGAACAGCCCAACAUGCUGACACCAGGGUUGUCGCCCGUCAUGGCCGGGUGGCGUCUCCCGGAGACCGGCCACAAACAGCGGCAGCAACGGCGGCAUCGGGAAGCGGCCGUGCGUGCGGGAGGUGGACGACUUCCCGGCGGAGACAGCGCGGCACGCUCACCCCUACUCGGAGCGAGGAACAUCGCCAUUCACGUGGAGUUCCGGGACUCGGACGAAGAAGGGACACUGCCGCUCAAGUGCAUCUACGGCAAGGCAGGGCAGCCGGCGUUCAUCAGCAGCGCCAACACGGCCGUCCUGCACCACCAGCAGUGCCCCGACUUCUGUGACGAGGUGAAGCUGGAGCUGCCGGUUCACCUGCACGGCAAGCAUCACCUGCUUUUCACCUUCUCGCACAUCAGCUGCGACCUGGGCAAGCGCAGGGACACGGCCGAGGCGGAGG
Messenger RNA from Lethenteron reissneri (Far Eastern brook lamprey), 1915 nucleotides. RefSeq names its product dedicator of cytokinesis protein 9-like. Gene Ontology annotation, molecular function: guanyl-nucleotide exchange factor activity. NCBI's taxonomy places the organism in Eukaryota, Metazoa, Chordata, Hyperoartia, Petromyzontiformes, Petromyzontidae. The record is from RefSeq and is a predicted model, not a curated record. Gene Ontology annotation, biological process: positive regulation of GTPase activity; small GTPase-mediated signal transduction.